Molecule: messenger RNA, 1050 nt
Organism: Trichoderma gamsii
Lineage: Eukaryota; Fungi; Ascomycota; Sordariomycetes; Hypocreales; Hypocreaceae
Product: pantothenate transporter liz1
Exons: 6
Coding region: 1-1050 (349 amino acids)
Biological process (GO): transmembrane transport
Cellular component (GO): membrane
Molecular function (GO): transmembrane transporter activity
Source: RefSeq, a predicted model, not a curated record
AUGCGAUUUCUGAUUGGUGCCGCCGAAGCCUUCGUUCAAGGCGGCGCAUUUUACCUUUCUUUUUGGUAUGAGUACCACGAGCUCGCGACUCGAGCUGCCAUUUUCUUCUCGACGUCAACUCUCGCCGGUGCCUUCAACGGGCUGCUCUCAUACGGGAUUAGCAAGAAUCUGGACGGAGUAAAUGGUUGGAGAGCUUGGAAGUGGAUCUUUCUGAUUGAGGGUAUCUUGCCCAUUGGAUUUUCCUUUGUUGUUUUGGCCUUUCUUCCAACUUCACCCUCAGAAGUCCGCUACGGGUUCUCCGAAGCAGAGAAAGAUGAGCUGAUAAAAAGAAGCAAGCGGUCACACAACUCAUCUGAAGCCCGUAUACAGCCAAAGAAAAUAUUGGAACUGCUCUUGAGCAUUCACUUCUGGCUAUUCACAAUCUUAUACUGCACAUCGCUUUUCACGAUAUCUUCGCUCUCUAGCUUUUUACCGGCACUCAUCCGUGGUUUCGGAUACAGCUCAGUCGGGGCUCAACUAUUUACUGUCAUUGUCUAUGGAUGUGCCUGCUUAGGCAUACUACUUUUCUCUAGAAUUGCAGACAAAACAAAUGCUCGCGGAUUGACCGUUGCCUUAUCCACGAUUGGGGGCAUUGUGGGCUACGCAAUGCUCAUAGGGCUCGAAAAUCGCGAUGCCAGGUUUGCUGCGACUUGCAUCAUAGCGUUUUGCAUGUUUCCAAAAGUUGUUUUGGUUAUAUCUUGGGCAGCUAUGAACUUCGUCGGGUACACUAGGCGAGGUGCUGCUUUGGCACUGUUUAAUAUGUGCGCACAAGCCUUUUCAAUUGCAGGCAAUCAGCUCUACAACGACCCACCGUACUACAAAAAAGGCAACGCUGCUUCGCUGGGAAUGUCAGUAGCAGUGGUCUUAAUUUCUUUAGUUCUUCGCUGGCACCUUGGGCAACUAAACAGCAAGAAGAAAGAAGUACAGGCUUCGGCGGAGAGCUCUGACUCCAGGCAACAAAGCUUAGAAGACGUUGGGGAUCUGCAUCCAGACUUCUUCUAUACCACUUAA